UACCGUACAGUACCCUCCUUCGCCGCUCGGGGGCAGCAGCGCUUGGUCACGUCACUCAAACCGGAAGUGCUUCUUCAUUGACUUUCUGUAAACAAACACGAUGGCGGCGACGGACGGAGGAAUGAAUCGUGAAUCUGAGAAACUGGAGUUCUCUCUGGUCGUUCCCUUCCCGUCUCCCAGAGAAGCCUCCAUCGCUCUGGGCUCUCUGUCUCCGGACCGGGAGCCCAGGAAAGGCGGGAUCAGCAAAGAGCUGACGGUGACGGACAGGACGCUGUCUGUGAAGUGGAGCGCUGACGAGGCUCGGAUCCUCCGGGUCUCUGUGAACUCCUUCCUGGAUAACUUGUCCCUCGUCCUGGAGACCAUGCAGAUGUUUGGCCCCCCCGCCUCACAGUGAUGCCUGACACACACACACACAUCUGGACUGUUUUCAUGCUCCAUGUUGGACACAACUCCAGGAAACAGCUGGAGACUGAGAGGACUGUCUGCAGGAAGCGUCUGGAACCUUAACCUGUGAGACGAUGUUGUUUGAGGAACAUAGGAGGGCAGUGUGGCUGUAGCUCAGUUAGUUUGUACUUGUUUUGUACAAAAAGUAAAUAAAAGGCAGCUGGUCUGAAAGAUACUAUUUGUAUUGGAUCUGAAACCAAAAGUUGUUUAAUCUGUGUUAAUCGAUUGUACAUUUUCAAGCAAAAUCCCAAGUCUUUCAGUUUAACACAAAGAACACAGUUUGUUUUGAUGUCUUCUUUUUUAUGAUCAAAAACAGAGAAAAGCCUUGAAUUUUUUGUUGUUGCUGAAAACAGCUUUUUUUGCGUGAAUAAAGAAACAAGUUGCUGAUUA
Messenger RNA from Eleginops maclovinus (Patagonian blennie), 834 nucleotides. RefSeq names its product EKC/KEOPS complex subunit LAGE3. The record is from RefSeq and is a predicted model, not a curated record. The transcript has 3 exons. NCBI's taxonomy places the organism in Eukaryota, Metazoa, Chordata, Actinopteri, Perciformes, Eleginopidae. Gene Ontology annotation, cellular component: EKC/KEOPS complex. The coding region runs from base 101 to 394 and encodes 97 amino acids.